Messenger RNA from Dromaius novaehollandiae (emu), 2333 nucleotides. It is a transcript of the gene BCO1, whose product is annotated as beta-carotene oxygenase 1. The record is from RefSeq and is a predicted model, not a curated record. Lineage: Eukaryota; Metazoa; Chordata; Aves; Casuariiformes; Dromaiidae. Bases 94 to 1671 code for a protein of 525 amino acids. Gene Ontology annotation, biological process: carotene catabolic process; retinal metabolic process. Gene Ontology annotation, molecular function: beta-carotene 15,15'-dioxygenase activity; carotenoid dioxygenase activity. The transcript has 11 exons.
GAAAGAGCUGUUCUUAGCCCAGACAGGAGGGGACCACUGCGACAGCAGGAGCAGCUGGACAGGGGACACAGAAAAUUUUUAAUUACAUGAGCAAUGGAUGCAAUAUUUGGUAUAAAUAAAGAAGAACAUCCAGAGCCCAUAAAAGCUGAGGUGCAAGGUGAGUUGCCUACUUGGUUGCAAGGGAUACUUCUCCGAAAUGGCCCAGGGAUGCACACAAUAGGGGACACUAAGUAUAACCACUGGUUUGAUGGCUUGGCUCUGCUUCAUAGCUUUACAUUUAAAAAUGGUGAAGUUUACUACAGAAGUAAAUAUCUCCGAAGUGAUACAUACAAUUGCAAUGUAGAAGCAAACAGAAUCGUGGUGUCUGAAUUUGGAACUAUGGCUUAUCCAGAUCCAUGCAAAAACAUAUUUGCCAAGGCUUUCUGUUACUUGUCUCACACCAUUCCUGAGUUCACAGACAACUGCCUGAUCAACAUUAUGAAAACUGGGGAUGAUUUUUAUGCUACCAGUGAGACUAACUUCAUCAGGAGAAUUAAUCCGCAGACUCUGGAGACACUAGAGAAGGUUGACUAUAACAAAUAUGUAGCUGUAAACGUGGCAACUUCUCACCCGCACUAUGACAGUGCUGGAAAUGUUCUCAACAUGGGUACUUCCAUAGUUGAUAAAGGGAAGACAAAAUACAUUCUUUUUAAGAUUCCUUCAUCUGUGCCAGAAAAGGAAAAGAAGAACUCUUGCUUUAAACACCUGGAAGUGGUGUGCUCCAUUCCUUCUCGCUCUCUUCUCCAUCCAAGUUACUACCACAGCUUCGGAAUCACGGAAAAUUAUAUUAUCUUCAUAGAGCAGCCGUUCAGACUAGAUAUUGUCAAAAUGGCAACUGCCUAUAUCCGAGGUGUGAACUGGGCUUCCUGCCUUGCCUAUCAUAAGGAAGAUAAGACCUGGUUUCACUUUGUAGACAAGAAGACCAAAAAAGAUGUAUCCAAGUUUUAUACUGAUGCCAUGGUGCUUUUUCACCAUGUUAAUGCUUAUGAAGAAGAUGGCCACAUUAUUUUUGAUAUUAUUGCCUAUGCAGACAAUAGCCUGUAUGAUAUGUUCUAUUUAAAAAACUUAAACAAAGACUUUGAAGAAAACACCAAGCUUAACUCCGUGCCAAUCUGCAAGCGAUUCGUUGUUCCUCUGCAGUACGACAAGGAUGCAGAAGUCGGUUCUAAUUUAGUCACAUUUCCAUCUACUGCAACUGCUAUAAAAGAAAAAGAUGGCAGCAUCUAUUGCCAACCUGAAAUAUUAUGCGAAGGGAUAGAGCUGCCUCGCAUCAACUAUGACUAUAAUGGCAAGAAAUACAGAUAUGUCUUUGCAACAGGAGUCCAGUGGAGUCCAGUUCCUACAAAGAUUGUAAAAUUUAAUGUCCAGACAAAGGAAAUGCUCCACUGGAGAGAAGACCAUUGCUGGCCAUCUGAGCCCGUUUUUGUUCCCAGUCCUAAUGCAAGAGAAGAGGAUGAUGGUGUUGUUUUGACCUGUAUUGUGAUGUCUGAUCCAAACAAAGCACCCUUUCUACUUGUCUUGGAUGCUAAAACGUUCAAAGAAUUGGGCCGAGCCACAGUAAAUGCAGAAAUGCAUCUGGACCUGCAUGGAAUCUUUAUACCAGAGAAAGAUGUGAAGACUGAGACUGAGUAAAAUGCUACUUAUCCUAUCAUAUAGACUGAGACAACUUUUUUUACUGUAUAUGGACUAAUAUCCCUUUCACCAUUCAGGACAACCUUAUCUUCUGACAAGAAAUUACUAUCUCUCUUAAUUACUUAUUCUUAAAUAACUAUAUAUAAUAUCUUAUAAGAGAUAACAAUAACUUUUAUUACAAAUAAUGAUAUGCGCAAUUGGUACAUAACUCUUCCAAAAGAAGAAUCAUCAGUAUUAAAAAAAGCGCUAAUGUUGUAUACAACUUGUGGAGCAGGGAAUAGGAGAGGAAGGUAAAAAGAAAAUUUUUAUUUGAGUAGAAUAUAUUUUUUUGGAGCAAAUGGAAUAUUGUAUUUAUAGUAUGAUAUAUGGCAUGAGUCAUGUCUGCAGCUCACGUAAUUUUUUUGGAUUGUUUCAAGACUGCAGAUCCUGGUGAAAGUUCUUCCCUGCCAGAAAACCUCAAAGUAAACUAUUUGCUAUGAUACUAAUAAUUCAUGGCAAUGCAUUUUAUUGGUGCUUGAUAUCUUAAACUCUGAUAUAACCAAAGUUAAAUAUUAUACUGAGGUGCUACAUCAAUUUAUUGCCUAAAGAAUCUGCUUUGCUAAUAGUGUUAUGGUAUAUUUUUUCCUUUUUAUGAUGACAAAAAUAAAUAACUUGAAAUAGAA